Messenger RNA from Vespa velutina, 2576 nucleotides. RefSeq lists its product as uncharacterized. Gene Ontology annotation, biological process: detection of chemical stimulus involved in sensory perception of smell; sensory perception of smell. The record is from RefSeq and is a predicted model, not a curated record. Gene Ontology annotation, cellular component: plasma membrane. NCBI's taxonomy places the organism in Eukaryota, Metazoa, Arthropoda, Insecta, Hymenoptera, Vespidae. Gene Ontology annotation, molecular function: olfactory receptor activity; odorant binding. The transcript is spliced from 17 exons. The coding region runs from base 202 to 2481 and encodes 759 amino acids.
UUUCCUCGUACAAGUUGAAAGUAAAUUAGUACCUGUCCUUAUUUCCUUUCUCUUUCGAUCAAACACAAUGUACAAAUAAUGGAUAGAGGGGUUCUCUGCAAGAAGAAGAAGUACUGAUUAUUUUAUGUUGAUCCGCCACAGUAAAAGGGGAGUUUGUCUUUGCUUCGAUAUCUUUAGAAUGAUUUACGCUUUCGAAACGUUAUGGACACUUUUGAGCAUCCUUACUAUAAACUCAACAAACGUUUAUUGGUACUGAUAGGGCAAUGGCCUUAUCAGAAUUUGAAUGAUCGUUUUUUCCGUAGAUGCAUUGUAAAUAUUGCAAUUUACAGUUUUUUUAUUACACAGAUAGGUGUGAUUUAUGAGUAUAGAAAUGAUAUAGAUAUGAUACUUGAUAUUAUACCAUCUCUAACUGUUGGUUUAGUUAUAAUAAUUAAAUAUUAUACGUAUCAGAUUCAAAGAAAAAAUAUACAGAAUCUUAUGAAACAUACUAUUAGCAAUUGGAAAAUAUGGGAAACUCAAGAAGAAAUGGAUAUCAUGCACAAAUUUGCCAGUGAAGGAAGAUUCCUUACGUUAUUCUAUAUAAUAUAUGUAUCCUCAAGUGAGAUAAUGUUUCUCAUAUUACCUUUUUACCCACGUCUCAUGGAUAUCAUUGUACCAUUGAACGAGUCUCGUCCUUUGAGAGCACUUAUUACAGCUUAUUAUUUUGUCGACGAAGAAGAAUAUUUUUAUUCCAUUUAUUUUCACAUGAGUAUUGUAAUUAUAAUUGGAAUUACUGUAAUAAUCGCUUCGGAUAGUCUAUUUUUGGUUUUUAAUUCACACAUAUGCGGUUUGUUUUCUGCUAUUGGAUUCCGUCUGGAACAUUUGUUUAAAGAUCCGAUUGACUCGGGACGUUCAUUCAAUAGCCGUGCAAGAAAGAUGUGUUUUGAUAACGUAGUACAUUCUAUUAAAAAUCAUAAAAGAGCAUUAGAGUUUGCUGAUCUUAUUGAAACUUCUUAUUCGGUAUCUCUUAUGAUACAAACUUUUAUGGGAAUGAUAGGUGUGAGUGUUUCUUUGUUUCAAGUAUUAAUGUUAUUGGAUAACAAAACAGAAGCAUUAAGAUUUGUCAUUUCUGGGACUGGUCAAUUUGUUCAUCUUAUGUGUAUAUGUUAUCCAGGUCAAAGAAUAAUAGAUUAUAGCACUGAAAUACGUUUUAAUGCAUACAAUGGAUUAUGGUACGAAGCACCAAUUGAAGUACAUAGAUUAAUGUUAUUAAUAAUACGAAGAAGUACCGAACCAUGUUACUUGACUGGCGGGAAAAUAUUCGUAUUUUGUUUAGAAACUUAUGCAAAGGUACAUGAAUUUAAAAAUCCAACUUUUCUAUAUUACGUUCAAUUAACAAACAAUAAUUUUUCUUUCUUAAGAUCAUCCAAACUUCCGGCUCUUACUUCAUGUUUUCUUAUUACACAGAUAGGUGUGAUUUAUGAGUAUACAAGUGACAUCGAUAUAAUACUUGAUAGUAUACCAGCUUUAUCUGUUUCUUUACUUGUAAUAAUUAAAUAUUAUACGUAUCAGAUUCAAAGAAAAAAUAUACAGAAUCUUUUGAAACAUACUAUUAGCAAUUGGAAAAUAUGGAAAACUCAAGAAGAAAUGGAUAUCAUGCACAAAUUUGCCAAUGAAGGAAGAUUCCUUACGUUAUUCUAUAUAAUAUAUAUAUCCUCAAGUGAGAUAAUGUUUCUCAUAUUACCUUUUUACCCACGUCUCAUGGAUAUCAUUGUACCAUUGAACGAGUCUCGUCCUUUGAGAGCACUUAUUACAGCUUAUUAUUUCGUCGACGAAGAAGAAUAUUUUUAUUCCAUUUAUUUUCACAUGAGUAUAGUAAUUAUAAUUGGAAUUACUGUAAUAAUCGCUUCGGAUAGUUUAUUUUUGGUUUUUAAUUCACACAUAUGCGGUUUGUUUACUGCAAUUAGAUUCCGUCUGGAACAUUUGUUUAUAGAUUCGAUCGACUCGGGACACUCAUUCGAUAGCCGUGCAAGAAAGAUUUGUUUUGAUAACGUAGUACAUUCUAUUAAAAAUCAUAAAAGAGCAUUGGAGUUUGCUGAUCUUAUCGAAACUUCUUAUUCGGUAUCUCUUAUGAUACAAGCUUUUAUGGGAAUGAUAGGUUUGAGUGUGUCUUUGUUUCAAGUAUUAAUGUUAUUGGAUAACAAAACAGAAGCAUUUAGAUUCGUCAUUUCUGGAACUGCUCAAUAUGUUCAUCUUUUGUGUAUAUGUUAUCCAGGUCAAAGGAUGAUAGAUUACAGCACUGAAAUACGUUUUAAUGCAUACAAUGGAUUAUGGUACGAAGCACCAAUUGAAGUACAUAGAUUAAUGUUAUUAAUAAUACGAAGAAGUAUCGAACCAUGUUACUUGACUGCCGGGAAAACAUUCGUAUUUUGUUUAGAAACUUAUGCGAAGAUCGUCCAAACUUCCGGCUCUUACUUCAUGGUAAUUUUAUCGACGCAUUAGCUAUGAAUAAUAUUAAUUAUCUGUAGUUUGAUACAUUGUAUUUACUUUAGACAAAAAUAAAAUUUUCGUCUUACCUGUUAGGAUUGAUCAAUCAU